Messenger RNA from Notolabrus celidotus (New Zealand spotty), 1193 nucleotides. Its product is annotated as interferon-induced protein 44-like. The record is from RefSeq and is a predicted model, not a curated record. The coding region runs from base 110 to 967 and encodes 285 amino acids. Lineage: Eukaryota; Metazoa; Chordata; Actinopteri; Labriformes; Labridae. The transcript is spliced from 8 exons.
UGAAUAUUGUCAAACCAUCACAGAAGUGAAAGUAAAUGAUCUGAUAUGUUUGGAGCACGAGUCUGAGGCUCGUACGGUCUCUCUCAUUUUUUAGAACAACAACCCAGGUAUGGGAGGAAGCGAGUCCAAACCUGUGCCUGCUCCACCUCCAGUCAAGCCAUGGAGGACAAUGAACUGGGGAGACAAACAGAGCACUCUGGAUUAUGUAAAGAACUACAAACCUCUCAGUGAAGGGCAGCAGAUCAGGAUUCUUCUUCAUGGGCCAGAAGGAUCUGGAAAGUCCAGUUUUAUCAACUCUGUCCAAAGCGUCCUACAUGGAAGAAUGUACAUACACGCUUUGGCAGCUAUCCACGGUUCCAGUUUUACCAAAAGGUACACAACCUACAAGAUCCAGAAAGGAGGCUCAGGGGUCUUUUAUCCCUUUGUCUUCAAUGACAUCAUGGGCCUAAGCCCACAAGGUGGACUCCAUGUGGAUGAUGUCAAACUGGCUCUGAGGGGACACGUGAAGGAAGGUUAUCAGUUCAAUCCUGAUUCUAAGUUGUCAGAGAAUGAUCCAGACUACGUGAAAUCUCCAACUGACAACGACAAAGUGCACGUUCUGGUUUGUGUCAUUCCCGCUAACACGUUAUCUAUAAUGCCACAUGAACUUCUGCAGAAGAUUAAAGACAUCAGAGAGGAAGCGAGUGAUCUGGGGAUUCCUCAAGUUGUCAUCCUUACCAAGAUUGAUGUAGCCUAUCCUGAAAUCAGAGAAGAUUUACAGAGUGUGUACAAGGUCACUUACCUGAAGAAACAGAUGGAGAAAUUAAGUGCAGAUGUGGGAAUCCCGUUGAAUUGCAUCUUCCCUGAGAAGAACUACCAUGAAGAAAUCACCCUCGACAAUGACGUGGACUCGCUGAUCCUGAGCAUUCUGAGAAACCUCAUCAACUUUGGAGAAGACUGCAUCAACUUCCACGAGAAUCACCCUUGAAUUUUACACUGAUGUGUUUCAACAAAUUCACAUUUAAAAAAAACGCUGUGCUGUAUGUUAUGAUAUGAUGACAUUAGAUUAAUAACCUGCCACAUUACUCGUGACGCUAAGUUUAAAUAUUAUCCAAAACAAUUCAUUGACAAGCAGGUAAUAUAGCUUAUAUAGCUAUUUGAAGGCAACAUCCAAACAUGUUCAACUUUACCAUUAAACAACCCGCAAAGAAAAA